Messenger RNA from Salmo salar (Atlantic salmon), 1376 nucleotides. NCBI's taxonomy places the organism in Eukaryota, Metazoa, Chordata, Actinopteri, Salmoniformes, Salmonidae. The record is from RefSeq and is a predicted model, not a curated record.
UAAUUCUGUAUUCUUUCCUUCUCAGAUGAGCCCUGUGAAGAUCUAAAACCACAUAGCAGCCCCAGCCUGAGCCUCAAUAUGGACAACGAGAUCACAGCCAAGGAGAGAGGAGUACUGGAGGAGAAUAACGAAAAGGAGAUGAUGGACAGAUAUCAGGAGGAGGAGGAGGAGGAAGAGAAGGGUAGGAGGGAGCAGCUGGAGCCUCUGUCUGAGGAGCAGGAGCUGGAGGAGUUGAGGAGUCAGGUGCUGCAGCUCCUCCUGGAGUUAGAAGGGGCCAGGGAGAUAUCCAACAAACACCAGGAGGCUUUCCACGAGCUGCAGGGUCUAUUGGAGGAUGAGCGUUUGACCAGCGCUCAUCAGGCAGAAGCCUUCGCACGACAGGUCCACAACCUGCAAGCCCAGCUGCGUCCGGUACAGGAGGAGAUUGACUCUCUGGAGGAGGAGAAAGAGAGCAAACUGACCGAGGCCCACGAGGAGCUACGCCUGGCUCAGGAGCAGGUGCUACUGCUGCAGCAGGCGGCGGAGGAGUCGGCGGCUGAGAGGGAGAACGACAUCGCCUCCCUACAGGAGGAGCUUUGUCGCCAUCAGGCCGAGCUGGGGAGGCUCAACGAGGAGGCACAGGAGUACGAGCUAGAGAUCACCACGCUCCGUGCCGAGAUCAGCAUGAAGAGUCAGAGGAGAGAGGAGGAGAGGAGAGGAGGAGAUGUAGAAACACUGAAGCAGGAGUGUGUCACGUUGAGGGAGGAAUGUGAGACAUUGAAGAAUGACAACAGAUGUCUGACUGAGAGACUACAGCUACAGAGGACAUGUUCCAACAGCCACCUGUCCCUGAAGGAGGAUGGGGAGGACACCGGAAUCGGAGUGGGCACAGAGAUGGGGGCAUGGCUGAGAGCUACAUGACCAUGACAGAGUGCCAGUCAACGGUACAGCCACCAACUGCCGCCUGAAGGACGUGUCCAUUCAGAAGAACAUCUCGUUCGACGGGAAGCCCAUGACCCCCACCGGCUGGAAUGGAGGAUUCGGGAGAUCGUCUCACUGAGGGACCAGCUGAAACAAGCUGAGGAGAAGGCCUCACUGGUACAGAGACAGUGUGACGGUUUGAAGACCGAGCUGAGGGAGCUACAGGUGCUGUAUGACUGCAGCCAGAGGGAGAGGGAGGGGAUGGAGGAGGAGCUACUGCGCUGCAAGGCAGAGUUGGAGAGGCUGGCUGGAGGGGGGCAGAGCUACAUCCAUUCGUCUGAGUCUCCUGUUCUCUCCAUCCCCUUCAUAGGAAUGAUUGUAAUAUUGGGAGUGGUUUGGUGCUGGUUGUCCGAGCUGGCGUCACAGAAAGCAAGGUAGGAGGAAGGAUACUUCUCUGUCUGUCGGUCGUCUGCACU